AUGGCGAAGCUGCGAAAUGAGGACCACCUUUCGUAUAAGUAUCCCAUCUUCGCUGCCUUGCUUUCACAUAUCACAACUGACAGAUCACAGAUCCAAAGGCAACCAACAACCUCUGUCGUACCCAAAGCAUACACCAAGCAGUCCACUCCGACGACCGAGCAGCACAGUCCACCACGCACGACAUCCACAACGAUGGUCGCGUUCAAGCCCAUCGCCCUGGCCUUCGCCAGCACUCUUCUGCGCCCAACCCUCGCACAUCCUGAGGGUCCAUACUCACGCUCCUUCGCCGCCAGGAGCAUCCCUAUGAGUGCCGUCAGCACUCUACCACUCAGUACCACCGACAUGGCUGCAGCUACCCCAUCGAUGGUAGACAAGGCAGGGGGUUCCCACACUCCUGAUGUCGUGGUCUCUGCCGCUGCAAGCGCAGACAGAAGCGGUGCUGGCUUCGUCUUCUCGAUCGGCAUCGAUGGUCAACCGACUUCUGUGCUUGUGUCUCAUACUCCGGCGGCGAGUAUGACAUCCGGACGCACCUCUUCCAGCGUGCCACUGCUGGAGAGCACUAUCGAGACGCGGAAGAGUACCUCCACCACCGAGUCGAUCGUUCUCACCAGCUCAGUGUCUACCGAGGCUUUUACGUCUCGACCAUCAUCCGAUGCAUCGUCCUCCUCGCAAGCAUCAUCCUCUAUCAGCGCUCCAGCUUCAGCGUCGCUGAAGACUUCUGUGUCAGCGAGCCGGACAGUCUCGGCGCCUGGCACUUCUUCACCUGACUUCACAAGCACACAUGCGGCUCCGACCACGAUCUCAGUGGAGAAGUCCAGCACGCAGCCCACGACUUUGACUUUGUUGUCGGCUUCUUCCAGCACGGGGCCCGCCACUCUGACUAUCCUGCCGGCUAGCACGCAAUCCAGUGUACUAAGUAUCUUGCCGGCGAAGUCAUCGACCAGGUCGAGCUCGAUUUCUAGCUCCGCGACAAGUUCGGCAUCGCAGUCCUCAAAAGCGGCACCAUCUACCUCUUCCAGAACUUCAACCCUGGUUCCUCUGCCCUCGCAUUCAGCACUUCCAGAGCUCGUGAUCUACCCUGCCCAACUGUCGAAGCAUCCCGACAUCAAACGAAGACGCUACGUCUACAGUCUCGCGUACUCGGUAGCAGCAUCAGCUGCCGAGAAGAUGCUACAAGAUCUCGACGCGAUGCAAGAGUGUAACCAUCUCCACUGGUGCCGUAGCUCUAUCUGGUCUUGGAUCGAUUCAGCAGCACAGCAAGCCAUCAUAAGAAGUAACAUUGCUGAGGACGAAAAGGCUCAGAAGCCAUGCGACGAAGUUUGCAUGACUGAGCAUGCCAUCGAAGGCUCAAGCAGAGCUGCAUUGUACAUGGAGCAAAAGACGUACAAGCUGGUCACGGGAAUGCGACGCCUUACGGAGUAUGAUGAUGUGGACUGGGAGAAGAUACUGCCGCGGGAGGAGGCGGCUGCCCAGUCCAUUAACGAGCAUCUCGAGGUCCUGCAAAAGGGGCCCGUCGUUGAGCAUGAAGAAGUGGUGAAAGCUGUCAAGGCUGCGAAGAAUGGGCCACCGGCGCCUCUUCCGACUCCUCAGCCUGGACAAAGUCCGUGGAAUGGGCAAAAUAGCAAGACGUAUGCCGAGGAGAUGGCCACGAAGGCGCGUGACCUGGUGAAAGGGCUGCCCGAAGUUUCAGAGGAAUCGCUCUCUUCGCUCACUACGGAUACAUCGUUAUAUUCUUCGCUCUCUUCGGAUUCAUCGGUAUAUUUUGAUCCUGUCGGAACACCGUCUGAGGGUCCUGAAAUCGAGACACGAGAAUUCGAUGUUUUUCAUCGAAAGGACCCGCGCGACAUAAAGCAACUCUCGCGUAUGACACGAGCCCUCCGGCAGCUGAGCACCUCGUUCAAGGAGAAGCUCUACAGCAUGAAGGAGAUGUUCAAAAGGGUUUUCGGUCCCAAGCCAACUCCUGGCGGAUCAGGCCCGGUACCAGACCCAGGGCCAGUACCCAGACCACGACCGGCCCCGAAACCAGCCCCAAGACCAGCCCCGAAGCCUGCUCCAAAGCCUGCUCCAAAUCCUGCUCCAAAGCCUGCCCCAAAGCCUGCCCCAAAUCCUGCUCCAAAACCGGGCUCAGACCCGGGGCUACCCAGACCAAAACCACGACCAGGCCGACCAGGCCGACCAGCCCCGAAGCCUGACCCCAAGCCUGACCCCAAGCCUGAUCCCAAGCCCAAGCCAAAGCCUGUUCAAAAUCCAGAUCCAGAAGUGGGCUCUUCUACUAGACCUACCAAAGAUCCACUGAAACCCUCAAAUCCAAGAAAACCGGCCAAUGCUCGUCAAGGUCCCGCUAAGUCGCCAAAACACAUCAAUCCCGGCGACUACGCGGACGAUUUCCAAUGGGGAAACCUCAAGGCAAAGGGCUUCGAUUCUCUAGAGCCACCACCAGCACCUGGAGGCGUGUCCAUUGCCAGAACGUCCGGAGGUAUUCAAAUGGGCGGCUUUGGCGAGCAGACGCUCGAAGGAGGCGAGCCGGUCUCUCAAGAGGGCUUCAACAGUAAGCGCGGAAAUGUUCGUCCUGCCAAUUCCAAGAUUGAUGUCCCAGGCAAAAACGCAGCCGAAUGGGAAGAGGGCACUGUUGCAGCGGAGAACAUGAAUUUCCUCGCAGAGCACGAUCUGGUGAAGGUUUCCCCCGAAGAGAUGGCUCCGAAUGCUGUAGAUGGAAGCAAUAUCAUGGCUAGCGAGGCUUUGCGACCUAGAGACUUGACCAAGGGUAAAGGCAAGGGCAAAGCCAACAUCAAGAGUGUCCCGAUUCAAAAUGCGGCGGGUGGACUCGCGGCCCCUGGUGGUCUGGCAAGUCUGGCUUACGAAGUUGGUGCCACGACGAUACCGGUGCUCGACACCCUUGGCGCACCAUUGAUCACCGGUCUCGAUGCUGCCGGUAAUCAAGUUAUGAUGGGCGUAGUGCCAGGAGUUGAUGGUGCGUACCACUUGCUGGAUGAUGCUGGUAAUGUUGCCAAAGAUGCUGGUAGUCUGGCGUUCCACGCUGCCACUGGACUGUUCAAGUGGCUCUCGCCGCAUCAUGGUGGCGGCAAUGGUGGCGACCCCUACCCAGGUAACGGUCAUGGCGAUCAUCCUAAACACAAGCCUGGCCACCAGUCGGACGAGCACGAAUCAGGACACCACACGGGGAAGCCAAAUUCUACCGCAGCGUCGAUGCACCACUCCAAGGGUCCGCAUUCAGCUCAAUCCACGGCGGAGGCGACGAACGGACACCAGACGAACGGACACCAGACGACUGGACACGGUGCAGGCUCAUCUCAACCGAUGUCUCAGCCAACAAGUGGGUAUCAGGCGACUGGGGGGACUUCAGGCUUGACAACGUCAGCACAGACACAAUCCAGUCCGACCACCACAACAUAUCCACAUGGAACACCCCCCAGUGGAUCUCCCGUAACGCUUCACCACUACAGUUCUCACAUAACACUCCACCACUACACAGGUACAAACAGCCUAGAAACCUACUGGAGACCCCACCCCACCGCCACCCCAACACUAGGCGCAGGCGGCCCCAUCCCCCAUCCCAGCGCCCCACCCCUAACCUGCAACUACCUCGAACACCACCUCCGCGACUACGAAGUCUGGUCGGACCCCAGCAAACCCCCCGGCUGCUCCGCCCCCAUCUUCUACGAAUGCACCCCUGAAUGGAACACCUACGUCGCCUGCACCUUCCCCCAAAACAAAAAAGCCUGCCACAAGCUCCAAAAACACAACCCCGCCACCCACUGCUCCUCCAACCCCGACUCCUCCUCCCUAUCACCCAAAUACCUCCAGAAGCUAGGACCCAAGACGAACCAGCGAGAUUGUACGUGGGAUCGCACGCUGCAGAUGGGGAUGGUGUGGAGUAUGCCGAAUAUGGCGCCGGGGUGCACGCGGCCUGUGCCGUGGGAGUGUACGGCGGAUUGGCAGCGGUGGUUCUAUAAUGGGACGAAUGUGCCGAAGCAUGAGUGGGUGAGGCCGACGUAUUGUUUUGGGAGAGGGGAUUUGGUUGCUGGGCAUGAUAUGGCUAUGGGAAAUGGGUGUGGGUAUGAUUUUGAGGCGCCAGGGUGUAAGGUGAAGUAUUUUGGCUGGGAGGAGAAGGCACAUGCGGCAUGA
Fulvia fulva is the source of this 4146-nucleotide messenger RNA. RefSeq lists its product as uncharacterized. The record is from RefSeq and is a predicted model, not a curated record. The transcript has a single exon. Lineage: Eukaryota; Fungi; Ascomycota; Dothideomycetes; Mycosphaerellales; Mycosphaerellaceae. Bases 1 to 4146 code for a protein of 1381 amino acids.